AUGUCGCUGUUCGCAGAUAUUGUUUUCGAAGAAUGCUGGGACACUUUCAAAAGACCCAGUACCAGAAAACCCGGUCAGUUUUUCGUGUACCGUGACGAUUUUUGGAAAUUGCACAAGCUUUUAGAACAGAAAUUUGAUCAUCAACUACUAUCCCCCGAACAAAUAGAAGAAUUGGCUAAUUACUUGAAUGAUUAUGACAACAGUAGAAAUACUUCUAGUAUCAUCGAUGUCGAACCUUUGAAAAUGAUGCAGGACGAUGUCAAAGGGUUGUACUCAACAUUCAACGGAACUUCAGAUUUUCAACAAUUCAUCGAAAGUAAAGGAAUUACCGCCAAAGGUCUUGAUAAAGAUACCAAUAUUAUGGAUGAUCCUCACAAAGAAAACAUCAACCAAGGUACCCAUUCCUCCCUGGUUCCAGCAGAUGAUAGUAUUGUCAAUCCAUCGGAUAUUAAACAAAAUAUUAAACCACCAGUGACCCCAACUAAAGUUUUCAAGUCAAGAAUCCCUACAGCAGUGAAUUUUCACCACGAGAUUUAUUCUGCCAAUACCGAUUCCGAUGAAGAUAUUGGGACAACUAGUAACAAUUCUCAGAAGCCGCGUCACAAACCAAAACCAAAAAGACGCCUAUCGUCAAAGGUCAGCACUCCAAAAGCAGCUAUCGAGCGCGAUUUUUCGAUAGCCCUGUUGGCGACAUCAACCCCUCUCGGAAAUCGCAGCCUUGGUAAUACCUGCGAGAAAAGAGACCAAUCAUCAUCGAAUGACUCAUCUAGGUCAAUAAUGGUGGAGUCUAAUAAACUUCAAGCGAUCAUCGACAAUAAAGAACAAGAUAUCGAAUAUCGUGACAAAGAAAUCACCAGGCUUCAGUCGGAAAUCACAGAUUUUAAGCAAUCUUUGCAAAAACAAGAGCAAUCUCAAAAGCAGCUCAUUUCUGAGCUUGAACAUAACAAAAAUCACAUUCAAUCCCUCGAAAAGAAAAAUGCAAAAUAUGAACAACUCUCCAGAGACGUCGCGGCACUACGAUCCGCCAAUUCGACCCUAAGGGCUUCCAAUGCCACACUUUCUCAGUCUAAUGAAGACUCAUUACGUCAAGUCGAAAAAGUGUCUGAAACUUUAGUCCGUUUAGAAUCGUUACAAUCGCAGGUGGCAAGACUACAACAAGAAAACGAGAAAUUGCGCCAAGAACGUUUGACCAACGAAGUAUCGUUGGAACAAAGCAGUUUGGGAAUAAAAAACAUUGAGCUUAAAGCAAAGUUGGAACAAACUCAAGAAGAAUUGGCAAGGUUGAAAAUGAAAAGUCGGGAUAAGACAUUAAUCUCCACCAAAGAAUACCGUCAACUUAGGAAUUCAAAGUUGAAAACCUUGAAAGAAUUAGAUAGUUAUAGCAAGAAAUUGAGAAAUCAGUCCUUGGUGCUAUCUUCAUUUGAUGAUCUGCAGACUUUGGAAGCUAGAAUACAAAAUUUCUUGGAACAUAAUAGACCACUUUCAUUGAUUCUCGUUGUGGUAGCGAUCGUCUUAUUGACUACCAUUCUCAAGGCAUCUAUGUAUGGCACCAGCUCAUUCAAUGAGCAACCUCCUAAUUUCGCUACGCAAGAUUUAUUGACAAGCUCUCCCAGUGGGUUUAAAUGGAUGUGGAAAAAAUGGCGACAUAGGAUGAAUGCGAUUUCUAGACUUGAGUAUAAUGUCGAUGAGGUGAUUCUGGGGAGAGAAAGUUAUGAUCCUAGAUUUUAUGGGUUUAUGAGCGACCAAUUAUGA
Saccharomycopsis crataegensis is the source of this 1752-nucleotide messenger RNA. RefSeq lists its product as uncharacterized. The record is from RefSeq and is a predicted model, not a curated record. Lineage: Eukaryota; Fungi; Ascomycota; Saccharomycetes; Ascoideales; Saccharomycopsidaceae. The transcript has a single exon. The coding region runs from base 1 to 1752 and encodes 583 amino acids.